Messenger RNA from Sipha flava (yellow sugarcane aphid), 2973 nucleotides. RefSeq names its product follistatin-related protein 5-like. NCBI's taxonomy places the organism in Eukaryota, Metazoa, Arthropoda, Insecta, Hemiptera, Aphididae. Gene Ontology annotation, biological process: axon guidance; dendrite self-avoidance; homophilic cell-cell adhesion. Gene Ontology annotation, molecular function: calcium ion binding; cell-cell adhesion mediator activity. The transcript is spliced from 17 exons. Gene Ontology annotation, cellular component: axon; plasma membrane. The record is from RefSeq and is a predicted model, not a curated record. The coding region runs from base 178 to 2838 and encodes 886 amino acids.
CGAGUGGCGUUUUCUAAGGAAAACACUAGUUUCCACGUCUGCGUUCUCGUAUUCAGACGUAUUUGAUGCGCGUGUACUUGGCGAUAAAUUUGUGUUGUAAAAUUAUAAUAGCAGAUUAUCUCUGAACGUCAUGUACGUUGCUUAAACACGAAGGUAUUAUACACCGGCUAAAGAAAUAUGAUACGCAUAGUGUGGCCAGUUUUGUUGUUAGUGCUGAUUUCAAUCACUACAGAUGUCAAUGCAAAGAAAUCACGACAUCACAGACUUCAAGAAAUCCAUAGCAGUAAUACACUGACACCCGUGACUAAUGAUGGCAUUUUGCCUUUGCCGACAAUGAAAGCUGGUGACGAGUAUAUAGAAUCAGAAGAAGACGCGGAAGAAGAUGAUGACGGUGAUGAAAACGAAGAAGAUGGCGAGGAAUCAGCCGAAGUAUUGGAAAAACAGAAUCCUUGUCUUGUGCAUUACUGCGGCCGAGGUGAAGAGUGCGUGGCACUAGGUGGUGUUGCUCGUUGCAUAUGUGUAAGGAAAUGCGGUCAAGUUAAACGCCGAGUGUGCGGCACGAACGGACAGUUGUACGACAAUAGAUGUGAACUGCACAAAGCCGGCUGUUUAAACGGUGUCAACAUAGAGAUAGACCAUUCCUUAAAAUGUUUCAUACCUUCAGCAUCAAAGGCCAAGGACGUCCGAUUACUACCGAAAACCGAAGACAAUACCGUAGAGUUCGAAACUAAAUCAAAAGGAAAAAAGUCUUGUGGCUCUCCACAAUAUGAAAUCAUGAAGGACAAUUUGUUGCUGAUUAAUCAUGCCAAACUUAUGUACCAAAAGAGUUGGAACGGCGGUAAGGAAUACAUGGUCAGCGCGUUGUUUCGUUACUUGGAUCUAGAUGGCGACGGAUUCUUACAACAGGAGGAAUUGGAAAAAAUAACUAAACAAGAUAAACUCAACGAUGUAUCAAACGUUUGCGUUAUGUCCGACAUGAUUCGCUUUGAAGACAUGGACAAAGAUGGCCGCUUGGGAUUGAACGAAUUUUACGCAGCUUUUAGUAAAUUGUACAGUUUGUCAGUGGUCACUUUAGAGAAAGCACUCGAAGUAAAUAGGAUAUCCGCAAAAGUGGGCGACAACGUAGAGAUCCGUUGUGACGUUAGUGGCAAUCCACCGCCUCCGAUCGUUUGGAAACGGUAUUCCGCCGAUCUAACAACUCUAGGAGAUGAAGACGUGAGGGUUUUCAGUGAUGGGUCGUUAUACCUCACUAAAAUUCAAUUGGUCCACGCCGGUAAUUAUACAUGCAGAGCAUUGAGAAACUCGGAAGUUACACAGACACAUGUCUUGACCGUUCACACUUUACCUGAGGUUAAAGUCACGCCUAGAAUCCAAUCGCGAAGACCCGGUGAAAAGACUUCGAUGUUUUGUCAUGUAAUCGGAGAACCUUUCCCUGAGGUGGUUUGGUUGAAAAACGAAGAUCGUCUGAAAUUGGAUUUGGUGCUUAAGUAUAGAGUGGUCGGUAACGGGACUGAAUUGAGUAUAGACAACAUCGAUUACGCAGAUACGGGUGCGUACAUGUGUCAGGCUUCUAACACGGGCGGAGUCACCAGAGACAUAUCGUCGCUAAUCGUCCAAGAAAUUUUAACGCCUACCGCACCGAAAGAAGAACGCCGAUUUUUCGCCUUCCACGAUUGGGGCAUGUCCGUCUACGAACCCACUGCUUGCCGACUCUAUCACCAAAUCCAAUCAACAGACAUCAUACCGGGAACCCAAGAAUACGUUUGUGGCGAUAAAGGAGUCAACUGCAGUUGGGGUCAAGCUAUAAAUGUAGCCAAUCGUUAUGUUUACGUUUCGCAGCCGCUUAAAGAUAGAGUGUUGGUCAUCAGUAAGAUCCAGAUGGUCGUCGUUGAUGUCGUCAUUACGGACAAAUAUCCCGUGGCUUUGCACUAUGUUGCGCAUCUAGACCAAGUGUGGGUAUUGAACUGGAGAAGCGUGUAUGACGACGGUGUGAAAACAAUACAAGUGAUCAGAGACGCGUCGCAAAAAAGAAAACACCAUACCGUACAUCCCGAACCAAUAGAUGGCCAGUUCGAUUUAGUCAAAGAUCUGUUCAUGCCCACUGCACAAGACUUGAGUCAUUGGUUUAAAUACGGUUACGUGAGCCACGCCAACCAAAGAGGACUUUACAAACUAGAUUUAGCAAACAUGCGAUAUAUACGAAGUAUAGAUCUUUCGCCCUACAACUGCGUACCUCGAACACUGCAGUUUUCAUCUUUAUAUGGAUUUGUCAUCAUAGAAUGCGAGGAACCUGGCACUGGACACGCAACGGGCCAAGUAAUUGUAGAUUAUUUGACCGAUACAGUUGUCAACAAAAAGGCGACUGUCAGGGGAAGUCCUUUGGUCUCGCCAGAUAGCAGAAUCGUUGUAUCUAUAGACAGAGCUUCCGAUGGCGUGACCUUAGUGGUUCAACAGGUUUUAGAAUCUGGACUUAAGUUUUCUUUCGAUGUCAAGACCACGUUAAUGAUAAGCGACAUAGCAUUCUAUCCAUCUCGAACCACACAUGGAUAUGAUUUGUAUGCCAGUGCCUCUGAUAAAGAAGAUAUACUAUUUCUAAAUCUAUCAAAUGGCAAAGUAGAAAUGAUAACCGGCGUGGGAAAAGCCAUGAUGCAGUCGCUGACACAAUGGGGCAACCCAAACCGUCCGAUAGCCGCGUCUGGUAUCUUCGGUCAUUACAUGGUCACACCAGCAAACGAGGCGCUGUUCGUUAUCAAUGGCGAGACGCGAACUGUGAAUUGCGAGAUCGGUGGUCUCGUACAUCCCAGAUUAGUCACGUGGGUCACAAUGCAGCUCCAGUGAACAUAUUAUUAUUAUUUUUAAUAUGUUAUUGUUUACGGAUGGAAAACCGUAGGACUAUCAAAAUAUGGUAAAAAUAAUAAUAAUUAAAAUAAUAAAAAAGUUAAAAAUCGCGUUGUUAUAUUUUUUUCCGAAUAC